AAGAAGUACCAGUACACAUCCGGGAAACUGUAAUGGGAAAGAAUGUUGAACGCCGAAACACGAAAAAUCGUGUUUACUUCAUGAACUGACCUCAGCUUAUAGUUAAGAUAACGAUGACUUUCAAGUUAUAAACAAUUGCAGAUUAACAUUUUGAUUGAUUAAUAAGUAAUACCAUAAUGGAGUUAAGUGAUGAUGGGGGAGGAGACAGUGAAGUCAGAAUGCCAUCUCUUCUAGGACAGUCACAACUCAAACCAAAGUUAGACGACAUCUUUGCUGAAGUGGAGAAAAAUCUACCCUCCAUUGAUUUUGAUCUAUCAGAUGUGAGUUCUGAUAAUGAAGAACCAAUUAUAUUUCACAGAAAUUUAAAAUCGUCCAUAUUUGACGAUGACAAAGAUUUGGAUACAAGCCUUGAUGAUCCAGACAUUAUUUCAUUAAGUGGUGUCUCUUUUGAACCUGCUGAUUUAACAGAUAUAUAUGACAAUGAUCUAGCUUUUCAGCUUCAACAAGGUGCAGUGAUGAAAUCAUCACCUAAACCAGUUCCAACUAAAACAGUUUCAAGCUGGACUGAAAUCGUGAUGGAAGCUGAGAAUCGUCCUGAAGUUACUCCCCCUGAUAAACAAGAGGUCACCUUACAUGAUGUAGGCUGUGGUCCUGAUGAUGGGGAGGAGGCUUUAAAUUUAAAUGAAGCUCUGAAAAAUAUGGAAAACGAACUGCUGAAUAAUCAGAUGCAGGAUUCAUAUGAAAAACAUGAACGAGAAUCAACAGCUGAGACGGAAAAAAAGAAAAGUUCUACGUGGGAAGCCAUAGAUGUUGGGGAUAAGAAGAUGAAUAGUAUGCUGAGAAAGGAAGUACGGCGAGAUGAGGAAAGAGAACUAGCUCAUAGUAUACUGUCACCUAGAGCUCCUACAUUAGUACCUCCCGGAUUUGAUCCUUCUAAUAUAGAUACGUUAUUGAACCAGUUAAAUGAAGAUAAUCAGUUUGCCCCGCCUAUCAACAGAUCAAAUCAGCAAAGAUUAGAGGCUUUGUAUGCUUCAGGGGAAGGAAACCAAAUUGACAAUAAUGAACAAAAUCAGAAUUUGUCGUUGAUACAAAGAUUAGCACUGAUAUCCACCAGAGUAUCGGGAGAAGAUUUGACUGAUGUGUGUCCCAUGACUGGAGUUAAACAACAACAGAUUAUAGAGGAGGCUCCUCCAGUCAUUAAUAAGUGGAAACCUGUUCCUCAAUCACAGCCAGAGCCAGCGAAAAAGGUGACAUCUAGUUGUGGCACCAAUACUAGUGAUAUGCCGGUUAGAAUUAUUACACCAACUGUAAGACCAGUCACGAAACCACCAGUUGUAAAGAAAGAACCCCCUAAAUCCAGCACAGUAUUUAUUGAUCUAAGAGAUUUUGAGAAGACGAGACAGGAACAACAACAAAGUAUAGAAAGAGUACAAAGAAUACUACAUGUAUCUGGUGACAGGGACUCGAGUGAUGAUUCAGAUGAUGAAGUAGAUACUUGGCAGAAACAGAGACAAAAAAUGAAAGAAUCAUUGAAAUCUAAAGGUCUUCACGCAGAGGCUUUACCAAGCAAGCCAACACCUCAUGGACCUAUAAAGAAGCCUGCAAGAGUGUUAAACCUUGACCAUGUGAUAGACAGCCGUGCUAGGACAGCACCACAGACCGUCGUAGAAACAGAACAAUUAUCAGAGGAAGAUAUGGAGGCUAAACUGAAGGCUGAACAAGAGGAAAAAGAGAAACACAGAAAAGUAGAAGAGGCUAGAAAACGCAGAGAACAGAGAGAAGCAGAAAGACAAGCCAGGAUAAGGUUAUCCAAACGUUUAGAAGCUCUUCGUCCUUCAGCAGCUGUCAGUGGUAAACAAGACAGUGCUGAGGGUACACCAGUUGUCUUUGACAUUGAAGCUUCCUACGAGCCUGCACCAAGAACUUUGCCACCAACACUGGGACAGGACCAUAAAUGUUUGUUAUUGACAAUACAUUUAUCUAGUAAUGGGGAGAUAAUUCUUCAUCGUGGGAAAAGCAGAAGUGCCGAUACAGGUGUUGGACUUUCUGCCAGUUAUACAGUAUUAUUGUCAUGGUUACUAUCCCUGGUACCACAUGACUUUACGUUCCUCCAGAAAGAAGAGGAGGAUCACAGCCCACUACCGUUCUAUGUUCUUGGUUUACAACAGGAAUGUAUGGAUGAACAGUUGUGUUUACAAGUAGCUGUAGCAGCACCCAGGGACUAUGAUAAACAAAUGAACCUCAAAACUAAAAAAUCUAAAGUAAAGGAUGAGAUGAAAGGUUGUACUGCAUUCCAACACUUUAUAACCAAGUUUCUUUCUACCAAUACAUUACAUUCAGUGUGUCCCUGGCUAGUGGAUAUGGUAUCAGUAGAAGUUCCCUGUUCACAGGUGGAUAGUGCCACAGAGAAACCAACAUAUGUAUAUCGUCCUCCAUUACCCAACAUUACAACGAAACCAUUGUCAACUUUCAUUCAGGUAAACCCUGAUCAACAGGCUGCUCAGAAAGUGUUCAAUUCCUCUGUCGGUUUCUUCUGGCAGACAAUUGAUAGUGAAGAAGCAUUCUGUGAUCAAAAUGUUGGAGAGGUUAAUUACGACACACAAGUGACAAUGUCGUUAAUUUACAGAAAAAUAUUCUAUGAUCCCCGAGCUAUGAUGGGUAUUUGUAACAGGAUACUACAGGAAGGAUUAGACUUAGCUGGUGUCCGACUGUUAUAUCCUACAUCAGAACUGAUCAGUCUGGCUUCAGGACCAAGUGUAUCUAAUGACAAUUCACAAGCAGAUGUUUUAAACAGUAUUGGACCAGUAUUAGCUAUCAGUUUACGAGGAACAUUUGCGAGGUCUAUAUGGCUUGAUGCUGUUGGACCUUCAGACCCAGUUUUGGCAAGAAGGACUGAUCCUAAUUCUCUUUGUGCAUUAUUUGGUGGAGAAUCUAGAGAUGAGUGUUUAUUGUUUUGUCCUAGAAAUGCCUCUCGUGUUCAGACUGAACUCAGUCGAUGGUUUGGGGGACGUGUUCCACCAGGUGGCAGUGUUGAUGUAGGAACACCCUAUACACGUAGAGAUACAUAUCGAAGUGGUAGUCCCAAGGGUAGAAAAGGUAGAAAAUCUUCUUUAUCAGACACUAAAGACAAUGAUAUAAAUGCCACAAUACAUAGGCCACCGGCUGCAUUAACAGCUACAACCAAAAAUGACAUUUUCUUAGUGCUAUCACCCCAUGUGCCACCUAAAUGUAUGGGUAUAGUGUUGUCUACCUGUCAGAGACGAGGGUACCAGAUUAGAGGAGUAAGGAGGAGUAAACUCAACACAAAGAAGGCUAAUUUACUGGGUAUUUGUGGAGAAACUGUUCCCACCUUUUGUCCUGGAGCUUUACAUAAUGAUGUAGUCACAGACCAAUGUAAACAUACAGAAUCUGUAUAUCCCUGUACACUGAUCUUACUACAGAAAGAAAAUGCUUCACAUGGAGUGGCCAGUCUGAUAGAGGCUUGUAUGGUGCAACUUACAUUACAAGGUGUCAUGGGUACAAUACAACAACAAGCUAGUAUUUAUUUAUCUUCAAAACAUAUGUUCCAUGCAGCAAGAUAUUCGGAUUCUCUACUGUCUCAACUGGGUGGGGAUUUCUCUAAGUGUUUUGAUUUUGAUGUACAAGUGAACCCUAGCUGUAUCCUUCCUAAACUGUACACCAAUCCAGAAGUAGAACAGAUUGUUGUCCUAUUGUUGCUUGGUAACCAGAUAUUGAAGUCAUGUGGUUUGUUUAUUGGAAAGUUACUUCACAUGGUGCCAUACAGUAAAACAGUAACAGUAUUACCACUUAAAGAAGGAUUUGAAUUACUGGGAAUAAAAUGGGUACCAUCCCUAUCCAUUUCUCAGGCAAAAGAUGUGACACCUUAUGAAGUAGGAGACAGAGGCUGGAAGGAAAAUCUUCAUACUCUUACAACGGAACCAGCACUGGUCCUAGUAUUGAGAGGUAUUAAUGCAUUUAAAAGAAUGGAGCAAGUGAUUCCACGACCAGACCCUAAGUCAGGACACAUGGAUUAUCUAAUGUCUAGAACAGCAGAGGAGGCCUAUUCCUUCACAAGAGCAUUCUAUACUGACAAAGAAUUGUAUGGAGAUCCCCAUUCUAGACCAUUGUUACCAUACCUACCCCUUAGUAAAGUUGUCCAUACACAGGCUACAAACGACAGUAUUAUCACCCGAUCAGAAGCACUGAAGGAAUCUAUAUUCCAUGUGAUGACAUCAGGACCACAGCUUAUAACCACACUCCUCCUCAUUAAACCCAGAGCAGUCAAACGUCACCUUCCUAAAGUUGUCAAGAAAAUUAUACAGGAGGGAUUCAGAGUUAUAGCAAUCAAGUUCAAGAUUCUGCCUGAUGAGGAUAUUCAAUAUAUUCUGAAAACUGAGGAAAAUAUGGAUUCAGAGAUAGCAGAUAAGACCAUGGAUUAUUUAAAAUCUGGACCAAGUUUAUGUUUAGUAUUACAACGAGAGAACGCUGUGAAGAAGUUGCUAGACUUGCUAGGACCUUCAGAUCCAUCGAGCGCUAGAAGACAAAGUCAGUUCUUAUGGAGGGGAACUUUUGGUGUAGAUACAGUCAACAAUGCAUUCCAUGGUUCCAUGAAUUAUAUCAAAGCCUUAGAAGAUCAGAAGACAUUUUUCCCAGAUGGACUUUGUUGUAAAGCUUCAGAAUACUUAGACAGUGAACAGAUUCUCUGCCCAGCUGAAGACAGUAUUGUAGAUAUAAAGUAUCAGAUGAAUAGAGAAAUUGUUGUCCAUACCCCCUCAGAACAUCCAGAUUGUCCUGAUUAUAUAUUGAUGGAGACAACAUGUCUGGUAUUUAAACCACCACUGAUUACAUUCAAAAGAGAUGGUACUUAUGGCUAUUCUGACCUUAUUGAAGGAUUAGUUACACAUGGGUUUGAAAUAUAUGGCUGUAGAAUGGUAUGGUUUACUCAGGAACAAGCAGAACAUUUCUUACAUGUUAUAGAUGCUGGCAGCUUCAAACAGGUACCGUUGCUAACCUCUGGACCAAGUAUUGUAUUGUGUUUACAGAGAGAUAAUGCUAUCCUGGCUUUUGAUUCUAUCAUGGGAAGUGAUUAUGGUGCAGAAUCUUUGAUAGGUAAAUAUGGUGAGAUGAUCUUCAGACCAGCAGACACAAAACAGGCUCACAAGAUGCUGAUGUUUUUCUUUGACAAGUUGAUUCCUGGAGGACAAUGUGAAAUAUUAUCAAAACAUCAUUCCACAGAAUAAGACGUGGCUAGAAAAAUAUUCACUUACAUGCUGAAAAAGGAUUAACAGACGUUUAUUUUGUUGUUAUAUCAUAUUUUUUGGGGGGCUAGCAUUUUCAUUUUUAGAAGAUUUUUUUUUUUUUACACAGAUUGCACAAUUGAAUACAUUAAUUGUAACACUAAACCUCAUUUCACUAAACGUCAUUAUGUUAUCCAUUGAUCUGUGUUUCAACAGAUUUUGAUUUAGAUUUGAAUUUUAUUUCUCUUUAUUUAUUGAUUUCCAUAUUUUUGUUGUACAUAAGUGAAGUCUUGGUUCUAUGUGUAUCAUCUUACUUUACUUCACUCAAUAAGGUUCUUUAAAUGUCCAAACAACUAGAUGACAUGCGCUAUUGUUUUUCUUUUAUUAUUUUAGCGUAAACCAGUCUUUUCCUUUGAAUUGUUUCACAUUUUGUCAUGGCUGGGCAGUAUAAACUUAAUAAACUGUAUGCAUUUUGCUCAUUGUUGAAAGCUGUAUAGUGCUUACAUCCUUUUGUGUCUGGUAGAUAGCUGUCAUCAAUCAUUCCACAACCUUUGUAUUCUUAUAUACAUGUAUUGAGACUCACAUAUAUUUAGCUAAAAGUAUGUAUAACAUACAGUUCAUAGUUCAUUCAAGUCUGUUUCUUAAUUGCAUUAUAUCCUGAGUGAUCAAGUGGUCUCUUUACUGUACUUGAUGUACAUAUCCACAUUUAAUGUUGUGCUUGAAACCAAAAUAUGUGAAGAUCCAAACUAUAAGUUUUGAAGAGCUGAUUUAUCUCCAAAAGGACCAAAAUAACAUUGUAUUGAUAUCAUGAUGUAGCUUAAUUUCUCAAAUAGUACUUUUUGAAAUUCUGAUAAAAUUUCUUAUAUUUUUAUUUAGUAUUAUUGCUUCUUUUUGAAACAAUGGCAGUUUUUUGUUUUGACUUUUGCUAAGUUUAUCAGAUCAGGUAUUUUUUUCAUUCAUUGGUUAUAAUAUGUUCAAAAGUUAUGUUUGUUAUUGAAUUCCUGUCAUGAGCAUUUUUAUGUUUUGAUUACAAAAAGCAGUAGUGAUCAGUCAUAUUUCUGUUAUACAAAGGCAAGAGUAUUGUAUAUAAAAUUCUAUUCAAAUUUAAUCAAUUAUUUUUGUGGUAUUGCUUGAAAUUAGUGACUAAUUUAAGCAAAGACUGCAAUACCUUAUUUUUUUUUAAUGAAAAUUGAUGUUUCCUUAAUUUAAAGAAUUAAACUGAAAACAAGGCUAUGAAGAUAUUUACAGAUCUCAGUACCACCAUGAGAAAAUUAAGGAGAUUUCUUGAUAACUGCUUUGCUCUAAGUUUCUGUGACAAGUGUUUGAGUGCUCUAAGUUUCUGUGACAAGUGUUUGAGUGCUCUAAGUUUCUGUGACAAGUGUUUGAGAAAAACAUUCUGAUUUUAAGUUUAUGAACUCUGAAGGAGUGUCGCUAGUUAAUAACUGUUUUAGUUAUUGCACAUAAAAUACAAUUUCUGGUUCUAUUGGAUCUUUACUGACUGUAUGCAUUAAUAUAUAUAUUUUUUUAUUAUGUUUAUUCAAAAAUAUAAUGACUAUUUGCAUAUAUAAAUGUGACAACCUAAUUUCAGUAUGCUAAACUUUUAUAAAACACUGUUCAUCUCAAAGAAACCUGUUGUUUAUUCUGUGAUAUAAUUUAUUUACAUAUGAUUAUUUAUUUUUUUUCUGGAAUAAAUUAUUUGAAAGUUAUUUUUUAUACAACUUUAAUAUCUAUAUUUUUAUGUAUUAUCUAGGAUUACUGAAUGACCUAAAUGAUAUUAGCUAUAUGUAUGCAUUAUUUUGGGGAACUUCUUAUUAAGAAAUUGAUCUAAAUAUAGAGAAGAUAUUAUCAAUUUGGAUCUAAAUAUAGAGAAAAUAUUAUCAAUUUGAAGUCAUCUAGAAAUUUGAGGUCUUAAAAAAAAUUUGUUAGAUGGCUGUAAUUAUUAAAAUCAAAAACAUAAUCUAUAGUUUUGUAAUUAUGUCCCACCUACAAGAGGGAUAGGGAGUCAGACUUAUGUUUUUCCCUUAUAAAACAAAUGUAUUUUAAAUAAUGCUAGGAAAGAUUGUCACAUAAAUCUCCUUCCUAGAAUAUCACUAUAACGAUUAAAUGUACUAGGAAGAGUUAUUUUAUCUUUAUCUGCUACAUAUGAUAUAUUGCAUUUUCAAUCCUUAAAAACUAUAUGAUUUAAUUGUAUUCCAAUCCUUCCUUUGAUUACACAGACUCUUCAUUAGACAAUCUGCUGAGUGGUAUUGUAUUUAUCAUUAAAAUUAUAUUCUGUAAUAAUACUACGGUGUUAGCUGAAAUCUCAGGGUGCGACAACCUAAAGUGCAUGAAAUUGAUUCCAAAUGAUGGUAGGUUGGCACGAUAUUCUAUGCUGGUAGAAAACUUUCAUAAGCUGAUAACAAUGUGUACUGUUAUAAACACUAUUGUGUUUCAUUUAAAUGUUUCUCAUGAUUUAACUUACUUUCAAAGCAACAUGUGUUCUGAAUAAUAUUGUCUAAUGUAUAACAAUUACCCAAGUUUCCAAAGUAAAACUGCUGAAAGAAAAUAAAUUAAGUGGCAUUGAACAUUUUGUGAACUGAAAUUUAAAAAAAAGUAAUGUUUAUUAUUUAAAGUUUACUCAAUUCCUGACAUAUUUCAAACCAUACACUAUAAUAUUCUUAAAUAUUGAGAUCUGAAAUUAGUCAUUUUCUUCAUAAAACAUUGCAUGGAUUUUUGAAUUUACAGCUCUUUUUAUUUAAAACAGUAAAUGUCUAUAUAUUGACUUGAAUUUUGUCAUGUUGACAAGGCAUUAAACCAAGUAUAUAUUAAUGAUUGUUAUUUGUAUGUUUUUGUUUUAUUUCUAUGCUAAUUCUGUAUUUAUGAUUUGCACUGUACAGUACAUAGUUAGUUGUUUUAAACCAGUUUUCACAUAGAAUUUUUAUAUCAUUUUGAAUUGUGCGUUUUUCUCUCUCUCUCCCCCUCUUUUAUUUUCCAUCAAUUAUUAUUACUUGCACAAGAAUAUUAUUAUUUGUUGACCAGGAUAGCCCAAUGUGUUGAGCAUGGAAGGGGUGGGAGACCAAUAUGACCAGAAUUGAUAUGUUAAUUAAUAAUGUAUCAGAAUUCCUAUAUAUUUAAAGGCAUACUAUAGUCCUCAAAAUUAGCAUAGGACAUAUAGGACAUGGUCUAAAAAAUAAAUUCUGUCCUGUCGAUUUUUAUGAAUUUAGUAAAACAUUCCUAAGAAAAAUUCAGUCCUAUAAAAAUCAAACCCCAAUUUGUAUAACUGAUUAUAAAUGACAAACCAUUGUUGUUCAGAUGGGUUUGGUUUUCAUGGAUUUCUUGUAAGUACAGAUGAACCAAACACAUGCAUGUGUAUAACAAUAUAAAAGUUUCCUAUAUAGGCAUAAAUGCAGAAUUUUUCAAAACCAAUGAAGUGAUGUAUCAAGGAAAACUUGUUUUAAAACAUUCCUCAAGUUUGUAUGUAACCGUCCACUUUAUCAAUGAUCUCUGUUUUGAAAAAUUCCAUCCAUUACUUAUUGUUUACAUUUUAUAUAUUGAGUUGUGUGAUAAAAGUUACAUAUAUUUAUUAAUAAACAUUUCUUGAAGAUA
This is a messenger RNA of Mytilus trossulus (common blue mussel), 8822 nucleotides long. Its product is annotated as dynein axonemal assembly factor 8-like. NCBI's taxonomy places the organism in Eukaryota, Metazoa, Mollusca, Bivalvia, Mytilida, Mytilidae. Gene Ontology annotation, cellular component: centrosome. The record is from RefSeq and is a predicted model, not a curated record. The transcript has 27 exons. The coding region runs from base 177 to 5240 and encodes 1687 amino acids.